CCUGCGCCCUCCCCCUUCUACAUCAUGUCAUAAAGACGUCUACAGCUGCCUAUUUAUUCUCAAGCUGCUUCAACAGCUUCCAAAUCAUCAGCUGGAGACCGGUUCAGCUUUCCAGAUUUACAAGAGACACCAGUAGCACAUCAUUUCACUUCUUCUACACAAGAAGUUCUGACACGCUGUAUCCACAACAAUUUGUAUUGUCAGAGAGUAGGGCUACUGAAUCCACAGCUCUAAAUUUUGCUUCAAUGUUGAGAAUGGAAGAAAUAGCCAAUGGCACCAUAACAAACCAGGGAAAUGGCUUAACUCAGGAUCCACCAAGCCAAUUUACCAAUGGAAAGGACAAAAAUGAGUAUCUCUACAUACUGAUAGUCAUGUCUUUCUAUGGAAUAUUUCUGAUGGGCAUCAUGUUGGUCUAUAUGAGGUCCAAACGGAAGGAGAAAGAAUCUAAGCUCUUUCUCCUUUAUCAAGAUGAGGAGAAACAAUGGAUGGAAAUCAGAAAAAGUGCAUCUUCCUUGUCUGUAUUCAAGCCAACCCCACCUUGCACUGUACUUACAAUGCUACAGGAAACAUUUGCAACAGGCAGGUUCUGUACUGACUGUAAUGGAGCAGAUAGCAGUAUAAGUUCUGAAUCUUCAUCUUCUGAUGUACACGUUACCAUUCAAGAAGAAGCAACUGAAGGACUGGUUCAGGACAAGGCAGAUGAAAAGGCUGAGGAGCCAACUCAAAUUUCCUAGCAAAGAACAAGAGAAACUAUUUAUCUAAGGAGUCUAGAGGAUCUCUGUUGAGGAGACACUAGUCCUGGGUUUGGGUCAUAUUGCCUAGUGAGCUCUUUUUAGAGAAAUUAACUACAAAUGGUUUAAAAUCAAGCAUGUUGCAGUGGGCAUAUAAAUGUGUGCAGAAAGGUUAAACUUCAUUAAAAGGCUUCAUAGGUUUUAAUGUUGAACCUGGCCCUAGGAACCAAUAGCAAGUCCUGUCCUACCGGGGGCAUAACAAAGACCGAUAAGUGACCAUGUAGUUCUACAAAGCCAUACUGAACUAAUAGUGUCAGCAUUAGAUACAUUAGUUUGUUGUUUUGUGAGAAGGGUCGGUGCCCUGCGUUCUUCAUCCUGGACAUAUAAGGACAUAUUGUCCUACACGGGGCUACCUACUGUUGUAGAAGUUGUAACCUACAAAUUGCUUUAGAUCCAAGAAUAUGUAUUUCAAGGGAUGGUAACUAAAGCGUACGAAGUGCACUUGUGCACAGAGAAAAAAGGAGGAAAAUGACUUCCUGACAUUUAACUGUUGCACUGAUACAUGUCAUAGUUAACUAAUUAAUUUUAUUACCUAUUGCUUUACAGAAAGUCUAUACUGACUAGAGCACAUCUUGAUAGAUUGGAGCAAGGUUAAAGCAGUGAUAAAGUCGCUCUAAAGUUCUUUUUAAUCUUCGAUUUAAAGAUUUUUAAAGAUUAAAAUAUAGUUAAUGAAUGUAAGACUUUGAAGUAAGCAAAUUUCUGUAAUGUCCGUUAUAAACUGUUUUGUAUAAAGGAUUAGUCUAUCCAACCAAGAUAUUUAAAUUUUGCAUUCAUGCAGGAAGGAUGAAACUGUAAUACUGCCAGUACGUUAUCUGGGCCUACAAUCUCUCCCUCAUCCAACUAAGCUCCAGCCAUCCACUAUGUUACAGGAGAGUUUUACCAUAUUAGGGUUGUGUUGCAUUAUGGAGAAGUGAACAAGAAAAGUGAGCAUCCCUUGCUUGGCCUUAUAAAAGUAGUAGUGAAGUAAGCAAUGAGAUCUUAUCAGUAGAUAUCUUUAUAUAUAAAUAGCCAGAGAGUGAUUCAUCCCAUUGAACUGAAAUGCACUUUGGUAGAUUAAAGCUGUUUUAGUAGGCUUCUAUUACGUUGUAAUGUAUUACCCCAAGGUAUAUAGAACUCUGCCCUGUACAAUCUGCCUACUACCACAUGCAGUCAUUUCUGGGUUAGAGUCAGUCAUUUUUGGGAACAGUUGCUUUAUACUUUUGCAUCUAUCAAAAAUGAUUAUAACGCUAAGACCAAGCACAUAAUGUAAGAGGGCCUCCACCACUUUGAUCAUCACUAGUGUUUGUAUUCUGACCAGCUGUACAAAUUUAGCAGACCUUGCCAGUAUGAGAAGCUAAAUGAUGCUUGUAAUAAGUUUAAUUCAUUAAAAGCAGGAGUUAUUAUUCUUACAUUGUAACAAAAGGCAACAACAUCCUAAUGCUACAUGUCUGUGAUUAGAGUGUAAAAUUUUUUUUUCAUCUGACUUUAUAAAUUGCAGGCCUUUAGUGUUCAUAGCCUUUUAUCUUUUCAUUUUUUCACUGUACAAAACACAAUUAAUUUAGGUAGUACUGUGUGACAUUCUGUCUAAAACACAAAAACGUCCUUGAAACAAAGCAGCGAGUGGAAAAAAUCUACCAUAAGCACUGACCAAAUUCCUCUUCUCAUCAGCCUAGAGCAAUCCAAACAAUGAGAAUAUAACUGGUUAUAAGUUUCUAUGUAUAACUGACGUUUUUAUGUCCCCUCGUUAAAUGAGUCUGAAAAGCCCAUGCUUAAAAAAUGUUUAUCGGACUACCUUUUGCAGUGAUAGUAACUGUAACUACAACUCCAAGAUUAAUUAAAAAAGUAAAAGAAAUAUCCACACAAAGUUUAUACAUAGAUGGAGAAAAUGUAAAUGUUGAAGGGGCGAGUAUUUAAUAUUGCUAUUUAUAUACUGUAGUACUUUGUUCUAGAGAGCAGAGUUCUCCUUUCUAUUGUAUGUCCUUGUGUUGUCUCCUAUUUUACUGUUUUUAUGAAAUGCUGUGAAUAUGUUGGUGCUAGAUGAAUAAAGGAUUAUAAUAACCCUC
This is a messenger RNA of Rana temporaria (common frog), 2833 nucleotides long. RefSeq names its product potassium voltage-gated channel subfamily E regulatory subunit 4 (gene KCNE4). NCBI's taxonomy places the organism in Eukaryota, Metazoa, Chordata, Amphibia, Anura, Ranidae. Bases 246 to 734 code for a protein of 162 amino acids. Gene Ontology annotation, biological process: membrane repolarization during action potential; regulation of heart rate by cardiac conduction; potassium ion export across plasma membrane. Gene Ontology annotation, molecular function: potassium channel regulator activity; transmembrane transporter binding; voltage-gated potassium channel activity involved in ventricular cardiac muscle cell action potential repolarization. Gene Ontology annotation, cellular component: membrane. The record is from RefSeq and is a predicted model, not a curated record. The transcript has 2 exons.